Messenger RNA from Arachis stenosperma, 1186 nucleotides. Its product is annotated as two-component response regulator ARR5. The record is from RefSeq and is a predicted model, not a curated record. The coding region runs from base 235 to 936 and encodes 233 amino acids. NCBI's taxonomy places the organism in Eukaryota, Viridiplantae, Streptophyta, Magnoliopsida, Fabales, Fabaceae. The transcript is spliced from 5 exons. Gene Ontology annotation, biological process: phosphorelay signal transduction system; cytokinin-activated signaling pathway.
AGAUAGAAUUAGAUAGCGUGACAUGGAGGUACGGACAGAUAGACAAUUAUGAAUGAAAAAAACGUAACAACACAACACAACAUGUUAUUAUUACACAACAAUUAACACUACAAACCCCUGUAUUUAAAGAUUUUAUCUCCCACGUUAAGGAAUGCUCUUCCUCUUUUCUUUUCAUUUCUCUCUCUACUCUCUCUAUCCCUUGUCUCUAUUUUUCUUCUUUGGUUCUUCUCCUUCAUGACUCAGGUGAUGGAGAGAGACGGCGUCGUUUCAGAAGAAGUUCAUGUCUUAGCCGUCGAUGAUAGCCUCGUCGAUCGGAAGGUCAUUGAGCGCUUACUCAAAAUCUCAGCAUGUAAAGUUACUGCUGUUGAUAGUGGAAUCAGUGCCCUGCAGUUACUGGGGCUAGACGAACAGAGAACAUCUGAAUCAGAUGAUUUUGUGGGUUUAAAGGUAGAUCUAAUUAUCACAGACUAUUGCAUGCCUGGAAUGUCUGGUUAUGAUUUGCUCAAAAAAAUUAAGGGAUCGUCCACUUUCAGAGAAAUUCCGGUCGUCAUCAUGUCCUCGGAAAAUAUCUUGCCACGAAUUGACAGAUGCUUAGAGGAGGGAGCAAAGGAUUUCAUAGUGAAGCCAGUGAAGUUAUCUGACGUGAAACGGUUGAAGAAUUAUAUGAGCACCGCCACCAGGGACGUUAGCGCCGCCGAAGCCGGAGGUUGCAGCGGUGGCGGCGGUGGUGGUGGAGGAGGAAUUAACAAAAGGAAGCUUUCAGACACUACCGCCUUUGAUUAUCUGUCAUCAUCUCCACCGUCCAUUUCGUCCUCAAUAACCCCCUUAUCAUCGCCGUCCGAUUCUUCUUCAUCGCCUUCGCCGUCGCCAUUAUCUUCGCCCAUCAGAUCGCUUGAUUCUCCAAUCCGACGGCUUAAAAUGACCGGCGCAGAUUGAGUUUUGCUGUGUCGGCCCCACAUUAUGUUCCUCUCUCUCUUGAGCUCUGCUGAAGUAUCUUCUUCAUUCCUUUUUUUAAAUUUAUUUUUCUGUUGGGGUUGAAACUGCAAUUUUCUGUUGUUUGUAACGGUUUUUGUUGCAUCAAUAGUUCAAUACCCCUGCUCUUUGCUUUUGCUAAUUUAUUUUGUAUGAAGGUGGGUUAAAGAAAGUUGAUGGGUAUAAUAUCAUAAUAAGAUUAUUGUUCCUCCUC